Anolis carolinensis (green anole) is the source of this 5881-nucleotide messenger RNA. It is a transcript of the gene uggt1, whose product is annotated as UDP-glucose glycoprotein glucosyltransferase 1. The coding region runs from base 149 to 4876 and encodes 1575 amino acids. Gene Ontology annotation, cellular component: endoplasmic reticulum. Lineage: Eukaryota; Metazoa; Chordata; Lepidosauria; Squamata; Anolidae. The transcript is spliced from 41 exons. The record is from RefSeq and is a predicted model, not a curated record. Gene Ontology annotation, molecular function: UDP-glucose:glycoprotein glucosyltransferase activity.
CCCCUUGGAAAGCCGCCACACUGUAGAAUUGAUAUAACUUGACGCCACUUUUGACUUCCAUUGCUCACCGCGGUGGUAUGAUAGGAGUUUGUAGUUUGACUAUCUCUUAUUAAUGACUUAGAUGAAGGAUUAGAAGGCAUGAUCAUCAAUGUGUUGUGGAAGGCUUUCAUGGCCCGAAUCACUGAGUUGCUGUGAGUUUUCCGGUCUGUAUGGCCAUGUUCCAGAAGCAUUAUCUCCUGACAUUUCGCGCCCAUCUAUGCAGACAUUCGUUUUUACAAUGGGAACUCUAAGAAUACUUAUUGGACUAUGGAUGAGCUUCUCCUUUGUGAAAGCAGAUUCAAAAGCAGUUACCUCAUCCUUGACUACCAAAUGGUUCUCAACACCAUUAUUGCUUGAAGCAAGUGAAUUUUUAGCAGAGGAAAGUCAAGAGAAAUUCUGGAGCUUUGUUGAGACCUGUCAAGACUUUGGAUCAUCUAAUCAUGAUACUGAUUAUUCCUCUUACAAUGCGAUACUGCAAGCAGCUUCUCAGCAUCUUUCACCUUUGCAGCAGAAUUUGUUGAAAUUUGCCUUGUCCUUACGUUCUUAUUCAGCAACAGUUCAAGCCUUUCAGCAGAUAGCAGCUGAUGAGCCCCCACCAGAGAGAUGUAAUUCAUUCUUUGUUGUCCAUGGAGAGAAGACUUGUGAAUCUGAUAAACUUGGAGUUCUUCUACAGACAGCUUCAGAAAGGCCAAAACCUUUUAUGUUUAAAGGAGACCACAAGUACCCAGUAUCAAACCCAGAAAGUCCUGUUGUUAUAAUGUAUGCUGAAAUUGGUUCUGGAGAGUUUUCUACAUUCCAUAAACUUCUCAUAUCAAAAGCCAAUGCAGGAGAUAUCACCUAUAUCCUUAGGCAUUAUAUCGCUAAUCCAAGGAAAGAAAAAGUCUACCUUUCAGGCUAUGGAGUGGAGCUUGCCAUUAAAAGUACAGAGUAUAAGGCCAAGGAUGAUACCCAGGUGAAAGGUACAGACACAAACGCAACCGUAAUAGGCGAAAAUGAUCCUAUUGAUGAAGUGCAAGGAUUUCUGUUUGGAAGAUUAAGACAAUUACAUCCCACUUUGAAAGAAGAACUGAAAGAAUUAAGAAAACAUCUCAUUGAAAGCACCAAUGAAAUGGCACCCUUAAAAGUGUGGCAAUUGCAAGAUCUAAGUUUUCAGACUGCUGCCCGCAUUCUUGCUGCUCCCACUGUGGAUGCUCUGAUGGUCAUGAAAGAUCUAAGUCAGAAUUUUCCCACAAAAGCUAGGGCAAUGACGAAGACUGUUGUUUCUCCAGAACUCAGAUCAGAAAUUGAAGAGAACCAAAAGUACUUCAAAGGAAAUCUAGGAUUACAGUUGGGGGAUUCAGCUCUGUUUGUUAAUGGGCUGCAUAUAGAUCUGGACACACAAGAUAUAUUCAGCUUGUUUGAUGUCCUAAGAAAUGAAGCUCGCGUUAUGGAAGGGCUGCACAGUUUAGGAAUUAUGGGUCUUUCCAUGCACAAUGUGUUAAAGCUAAAUAUCCAGCCAUCAGAUUCUGACUAUGCUGUCGAUAUCAGAAGUACUGCAAUUUCAUGGAUCAAUAAUCUUGAAAUUGACAGCAGGUACAAUUCCUGGCCUUCCAGUGUUCAAGAGCUGCUACGUCCUACUUUUCCUGGAGUAAUCAGACAAAUAAGGAAAAAUUUCCAUAAUCUUGUAUUCAUAGUAGACCCAUCCCAUGAGAGCACAACUGAAUUACUGAGUGUGGCUGAAAUGUUCCUUAGUAACCACAUACCACUGAGGAUUGGUUUAGUCUUUGUUGUAAAUGAAUCUGACGAUGUUGAUGGCUUACAAGAUGCUGGGGUUGCUCUCCUUCGGGCCUACAAUUAUGUUGCACAGGAAGUAGAUAAUAACGUUGCCUUCCAGACGGUUAUAUCUAUCUAUAACAAAGUAACUGCAGGAGAGAAACUGACAGUGGAACACGUGGUUAGUGUUCUUGGGAAGCAAUAUCCUUAUGUUGAAGUUAAUAGUAUCUUAGGCAUUGAUUCUGCCUAUGAUCUAAACAGGAAGGAAGGACGUGGUUACUAUGAGCAGACAGGUGUGGGUCCCCUCCCAAUAGUGCUUUUUAAUGGGAUGCCCUUUCAAAAAGAUCAACUUGACCCUGAUGAAUUAGAAACUGUGACAAUGCAUAAAAUACUAGAAACCACAAGCAUUUUCCAAAGAGCUGUGUAUUUGGGUGAACUGUCAAAUGAUCAAGAUGUGGUUGACUAUAUAAUGAACCAGCCAAAUGUUGUUCCAAGAAUCAACUCUCGGAUCCUGAUGUCCGAGAGAGAGUACCUAGAUUUGACUGCAACAAAUAAUUUCUAUGUGGAUGACUAUGCUAGAUUUACAUUCUUGGAUUCCAAAGACAAGACAGCUGCAGUUGCCAACAGCAUGACAUACUUGAUCAAGAAAGGAAUGUCCUCCAAGGAGAUUUAUGAUGAUUCUUUUAUAAGGCCAGUAACCUUUUGGAUUGUUGGAGAUUUUGACAGACCUUCUGGAAGACAGCUGUUAUAUGAUGCUAUCAAACACCAGAAAUCCAGUAACUAUGUCCGGAUCGGAAUGAUUAACAAUCCUAGUGAAGACCCAGACAGUGAGAACACGGUUAUUGCCAGGGCCAUCUGGGCAGCCUUACAGACACAAACAUCUAACAAUGCCAAAAACUUUAUCACAAAGCUGGCUAAAGAGGAGAAUGCAAAAGCACUGGAAGCUGGAACUGAUGUCACAGAAUUUGCUGUUGGGGGCAUGGAUAUCAAUACCUUUAAAGCUGCUUUUGAAUCUUCUAAAGUUGAUUUUAUCUUGUCACAUACUAUAUACUCCAGAGAUGUUCUUAAACUGUGGAAAGGACAGAGGGCAGUAAUCAGCAACGGAAGGAUUAUUGGUCCUUUGGAAGAUGGUGAGCUUUUCAAUCAGGAUGACUUCCAUUUGCUAGAGAAUAUUAUUUUAAAGACAUCUGGACAGAAAAUAAAGGCUCACAUUCAGCAGCUAGGAGUAGAGGAAGAUCUUGCAAGUGAUCUUGUAAUGAAAGUGGAUGCCCUUCUGUCUGCACAGCCAAAGGGAGAAGCAAGAAUUGAAUACCAUUUUUUUGAAGAUAGACACAGUGCAAUCAAGUUGAGACCAAAGGAAGGAGAGACGUAUUUUGAUGUUGUGGCUAUUGUUGAUCCUGCUACCAGAGAGGCACAAAGAAUUGCUCCACUUCUUAUGGUGUUGAACAAACUGAUUAACAUGAACCUCAGAGUAUUUAUGAACUGUCAAUCCAAGCUCUCUGAGAUGCCUCUGAAAAGUUUUUACCGCUAUGUUUUGGAGCCUGAGAUCACUUUUACAGCAGACAAACAAUUUGCUCCUGGUCCAGUCGCCAAAUUCCUGGAUAUGCCUCAGUCUCCCUUAUUUACUCUGAAUCUAAACACUCCAGAGAGCUGGAUGGUGGAAUCUGUAAGAACAUCAUAUGAUCUGGACAAUAUUUACUUAGAAGAGGUGGAGAGUGUAGUGGCAGCUGAGUAUGAAUUGGAGCACCUCCUUUUGGAGGGUCACUGCUAUGAUAUCACAACCGGGCAGCCCCCUCGAGGUUUGCAGUUCACACUGGGAACAUCGACAAAUCCUGUCAUUGUUGACACUAUUGUUAUGGCUAACUUAGGUUAUUUCCAGUUAAAAGCCAAUCCUGGUUCCUGGUUUUUGAGGCUCAGAAAGGGAAGAUCUGAUGAUAUAUAUAGAAUUUACAGCCAUGAUGGUACAGAUUCUCCUCCAGAUGCCAGUGAUGUUACCGUUGUUAUCAAUAAUUUCAAGAGUAAAAUUAUUAAAGUGAAGGUUCAAAAGAAAUUAGAUAUGAUAAAUGAAGAUUUACUAAGUGAUGGAACUAAUGAAAAUGAGUCUGGAUUUUGGGAAUCUAUUAAAUGGGGGUUUACAGGUGGACAGAAGAAAGAAGAGGUGAAACAGGAUAAGGAUGAUGUAAUCAACAUAUUUUCUGUUGCAUCAGGCCAUCUAUAUGAAAGAUUUCUCCGCAUAAUGAUGCUAUCUGUACUGAAACAUACAGCCACUCCAGUGAAAUUCUGGUUCCUGAAGAAUUACCUGUCACCUUCAUUUAAGGAAUUUAUCCCAUACAUGGCUGAGAAAUACAAUUUCCAAUAUGAGCUUGUCCAGUAUAAAUGGCCACGAUGGCUCCACCAGCAAACAGAGAAGCAGCGCAUGAUCUGGGGUUACAAAAUCCUUUUCCUGGAUGUUCUUUUCCCCCUCGCUGUUGACAAGUUUCUGUUUGUAGAUGCUGACCAAAUCGUUCGCACUGACCUCAAAGAGCUAAGAGAUUUCAACUUGGAUGGGGCGCCUUAUGGUUACACACCAUUCUGUGAAAGUCGCAGGGAGAUGGAUGGCUAUAGAUUCUGGAAGUCAGGAUACUGGGCAAGUCACUUGGCUGGAAGAAAAUAUCACAUCAGUGCCCUCUAUGUGGUGGAUCUGAAAAAAUUCAGGAAGAUAGCUGCUGGAGAUCGGCUCAGGGGACAAUAUCAAGGACUUAGCCAGGAUCCUAACAGUCUCUCGAAUCUUGACCAGGACUUACCCAACAACAUGAUCCAUCAGGUGCCCAUUAAAUCACUUCCCCAAGAGUGGCUUUGGUGUGAAACAUGGUGUGAUGAUGCAUCAAAGAAGAGAGCAAAAACUAUUGAUCUAUGCAAUAACCCAAUGACCAAAGAGCCAAAGCUGCAGGCAGCAAUGAGGAUUGUUCCUGAGUGGCAAGAUUAUGAUCAAGAAAUUAAACAGCUACACAGCCGUUUUCAACAAGAGAAAGAAUCGGGAACACUUUUUACAACAAAUGAAACAAAACAGCAAAGUCAAAAGGCAACAGCACGCACGGAGUUAUGAUCCAUGGUGAUCAAUCAAGUGAGACUAUUUCAUAGACAAUUUUUUCUAUCAAAUGCUAGUUUUUUUCUAGUAUGUUUGCAAAACUGCUGAGACACUGAAAGGGGCAUUGAUAAUAUGUAUUACCUGAGAUUGAAUUUGAUUUUAGCAGAUGGAAUAGGACCUGGAUGAUGAAGAUUAGUAUAUCUGGUGUUCUUUGAACUUGCCAGAAAAUGAAGGCUCCACAGAGGAAUACAGAAAUGGAUGGUCAUGAUGGAAGGAUGUUGAACAGCAGUUUCUUCAUCCAGCCUUUGGCUGAGUCUACAGCAGGAAGUCAAGAUUCUUUGAGUCGCCUCUUCUUUGCUCAGGAGCCUAGAGAAAAGGUACUACUUAGAGGGGAAUAAACACUGAAUAACCACAGGCACUUCCUUGGUUCAGUGUCCUGAGGUAGACCUAACUCUUUCAGGUUUGAACAGGCUUCUCAUGCCUUGAACUGACUGAUAUAGUAGUCACAAGUAUCAAAUUGAUUAUGUUUUCCCAUCCCAUUUAUAUUCUUGAUCCUGGUAGUUCUUGUAUUCAAAAUGAGAGACAUUGUGAAUAUCAUAUUUGAUAACUCUUGUAAAACAAAUGACAAAACAAUCCACCCAACUUUUGAAAUAUACAUUAGCCAAUAAGUGUGUAUUUUAAUGAAGCGGCAAGAUGUGGCAUCUAACAUCCCUUUUCCACUGUAGCAUUUUUCAGCAGUUUUGCCAAAUUACUCUGUUGUAGCAAAAUAACAAAGACUCUUGUGACUUAAAGGUGGCACAAGACUUUUUGUCAUUUUCCCACUGCAGACCCGAGGGAAAAUUUUCCCUCAGCUGUUGAAAACUGCAAAGGUAAUAGGGUAUUUUUGUGACUAUAUUGCUUUUAUGAAUGUAUUUUUGUUAAUGCAAAUCUGUGGAUUCUUCCUGAUUAUCUUAAAUUUCCUGAGUUUGAUUUUCCUCAAACAAAAAAGUGAUGUCAGGUUAAUAAAGCUUUAGAGUUCCUAUA